CCCCUCCCCCAAAACCACGAGGCUCCGGUGUUGACAGGCCCGCGAUCACCGCGUUCAGUCCGGCUUUCCUGCAGCUCACCGCCGCCACACGAAGCAGCACCGCGUCUCUCUCCGGUUGUAAUGCCCGUGUAUCGGCAGUAGAGUCGGUGGUUUUGUAUCCACCGCUUUUAAAGCUUUAUCAAAGCUCACAAAAGGAUUAACGGCCGUGCGGGAAUUCCGCCAUCCGGUCCUUUUUCUUUUUUUUUUUGCAGCAUCGAGCUAACCGGACAGACCCCGCCUUCUCUUCUUCAUUUGUCAACAAAGGGGUUUGACAAAGCUCGGAGAAGCCCCGCCCCCAUGUUUCCUUAAAAGGAUGAUUUGGCCAUACACGGCCAACAAGCAAGCCGUGUGUAACCUCUUCUCAUACGGUGCGUUCAUACUUCCUCCGUCUGCCCGUUUAAAGCGGAGCUAUCAUGGCGGAGCGCGUCCAGCAGCAGCAGCAGCCUCCAGCCAAGCGGCUCUGCUGUAGAUACAACGCGGCGUGUCGGCAAGGCCAGCGGGCCUUGGGGGCUCCGUGCGUCGGAGGCGGCGGCGGCGGCUCCGGAGCCUCGCACGGCGGAGAAUCAUCGAGCAAAACAACCCAGAACCCGGAGACCCUGCUGGACAUCGCGGCGCGCAGAGUCGCGGAGAAGUGGCCGUUCCAGCGGGUGGAGGAGCGCUUCGAGCGGAUCCCGGAGCCCGUGCAGAGGCGCAUCGUGUACUGGUCGUUCCCGAGGAGCGAGCGGGAGAUCUGCAUGUACUCGUCGUUCAACAACACCGGCGGAGGAAGCGGGGAGGAGGUCGGAAGCGGUGGCGGGGAGAGCGGCGACGAAACGCGGCUGCCCUUCCGACGAGGCAUCGCUCUGCUGGAGAGCGGCUGCGUGGACAACGUACUGCAAGUCGGGUUUCACCUCAGCGGCACAGUGAGGGAACCGGCCACGUCUUCGGAGCCCGAGCUCGUCUGCAACGUCAGCGUCAGCUUCGACCGCUGCAAAAUCACCGCGGUGACGUGCGGCUGCGGCAACAAAGACAUCUUCUACUGCGCCCACGUGGUGGCGCUGUCGCUGUACCGAGUACGGAAGCCCGAGCAGGUCAAACUGCGCCUGCCCAUCUCAGAGACUCUUUUCCAGAUGAACAGAGAUCAGCUGCAGAAGUUUGUUCAGUACCUGAUCACGGUGCACCACACCGAGGUGCUGCCGACGGCACAGAAGCUGGCCGACGAAAUCCUGUCGCAGAACUCUGAGAUCAACCAGGUCCACGGAGCUCCAGAUCCGACGGCGGGCGCCAGCGUGGACGAUGACAACUGCUGGCAUCUGGACGAGGAGCAGGUUCAGGAGCAGGUCAAGCUCUUCCUCUCCCAGGGCGGGUACCACGGCUCGGGGAAGCAGCUCAACUUACUGUUCAGCAAGGUGAGGGAGAUGCUGAAGAUGAGGGACUCCAACGGAGCUCGCAUGUUGACGCUGAUCACAGAGCAGUUCAUGGGCGACCCCAGACUGGCACUGUGGAGGCAACAGGGAACCACCAUGACUGACAAGUACAGGCAGCUGUGGGAUGAACUAGGAGCCCUGUGGAUGUGCAUCGUGUUGAACCCUCACUAUAAACCGGAGCAGAAGGGCUUCUGGCUCCGUCAGCUCCGCCGGUGGAACGGUGUGGACGUUUGUCCUCUGGAGGACGGGAACCACGGCAGCGAGCUGACCAACCUGACCAACGCUCUGCCGCAAGGUCCUCCAGGUAACCCAGACUCGCUCACUCGGCCUCACCGGACGGUGUUCACGCGGGCGAUCGAGGCCUGCGACCUGCACUGGCAGGACACCCACCUGCAGCACAUCAUCACCGAGGACCACUACGCCAACUACUGCCACCACGAGAACCUCAGCAGCUCCCUGUUCGACGGCCGAGGGUGGCCCCUGUGGCACGAACACGUCCCGACGGCGUGCGCCCGAGUGGACGCUCUGCGGUCACACGGUUACCCUUUGGAGGCGCUCCGGCUCGCCAUCUCCAUCGUGAACACACUGAGGAGGCAGCAGCAGAAACAGAUGGAGUUCUUCCGCACGCACAAAAAAGAGCUGCUCCAUAAAGGCGUGACGUCAGUGACCAACCUGGAGGGCUGGGUGGGCCACCCUCUGGACCCCAUCGGGACCCUGUUCAGCACCCUGACGGAGACGGGACGGGGCAGCGAGGACGGAGCCGCCGCUCGGCUCGACUUCUCAGGCUCACCAGGUUCGUGUAGGAGGACGGAGCAUCCCGUUUUGCCGGCUCAGCAUUUCCUGGAGGAGGGCGAGUCGUUCGCGUCGCUGGCCGUGGAGACGGCUCUGAUUGGCUUAGGCCAGCAGAGGGUGAUGCCGGACGGCCUGUACGCUCAGGAGAAAGUGUGUCGCAACGAGGAGCAGCUACUGGCCAAGCUUCAGGAGGUCGACUCGGACGACGCGCUGGUGAAGAUCUUCAGGAAACAAGCCGGCUUCCUGCUCGAGGCUGGUCCCUACAGCGGUCUCGGGGAGUUGCUCUACAGAGAAAGCGUCCCCAUGCACACCUUUGCCAAGUAUCUCUUCACCUCUCUGCUACCUCAUGACGCCGAACUGGCGUACAAAAUUGCACUGAGGGCCAUGCGGUUGCCGGUCCUGGAGUCCACGUCCCCCUCCGGCGACUUGUCUCGGCCUCACCACAUCGUGUCCGUGGUGGCCAACCGCCUCCCCCGCUGGUUCACCCUCAGCCACAUAGAGACCCAACAGUGUGAACUGGCCUCCACCAUGCUCACUGCUGCUAAAGGCGACGCUCGUAAACUGGAAACAGUGUUAGAGUCGAUCCAGAAGAACAUCCACUCCUCGUCUCACAUCUUCAAACUGGCCCAGGACGCCUUCAAAAUCGCCACUCUCAUGGACAGCCUGCCGGACAUCACGCUACUCAAAGUGUCCCUGGAGCUGGGUCUCCAGGUGAUGAGGAUGACGCUGUCUACCUUGAACUGGCGGAGGAGAGAGAUGGUGCGAUGGCUGGUCACCUGCGCUACUGAAGCUGGCGUGUUUGCGUUGGACAGCAUCAUGCAGAGCUGGUUCACCCUCUUCACCCCGACCGAAGCCACCAGCGUCGUGGCGAGCACCGUGAUGUCCAACAGCACCAUCGUCCGCCUGCAUCUGGACUGCCACCAGCAGGAGAACCUGGCCAACUCGGCCCGCACACUGGCCCUGCAGUGUGCCAUGAAGGACCCCCAAAACUGUGCCCUCUCGGCCCUCACGCUCUGCGAGAAGGACCACAUCGCCUUCGAAACAGCCUAUCAGAUUGUACUGGACGCAGCCGCCACGGGAAUGAACUACACGCAGCUGUUUACGAUAGCCCGCUACAUGGAGCACCGCGGGUACCCUAUGAGGGCCUACAAGCUAGCGACGUUAGCCAUGACUCACCUGAACCUCAGCUACAACCAAGACACGCACCCGGCGAUCAACGACGUGCUGUGGGCGUGUGCGCUCAGCCACUCGCUGGGGAAGAACGAACUGGCCUCGGUCAUCCCCCUGGUGGUGAAGAGCGUGAAGUGCGCCACCGUCUUGUCGGACAUAUUGCGGCGGUGCACGCUGACGACGCCGGGCAUGGUGGCGCUGCACAGUCGCAGGAACUCUGGGAAGCUGAUGCCUCUGGACAAGGCUCCGCUCAGGCAGCUGCUGGACGCCACGAUUGGCGCCUACAUCAACACGACGCACUCCCGGCUGACGCACAUCAGCCCGCGGCACUACAGUGAGUUCAUCGAGUUCCUCAGUAAAGCCAGAGAGACGUUCCUGAUGGCGCACGACGGACACAUCCAGUUCACACAGUUCAUAGACAACCUGAAACAGAUUUACAAGGGCAAGAAGAAACUCAUGAUGCUCGUUCGGGAAAGAUUUGGUUGAUCCAACGAACAAAAUAGCCCUUUUUUUUAUGUACAUCCUUUCUAACUUGAAGUGAAAAUCCUCCUAAAACAACAUUCAUGCAAAUCUUAUUCCUACUGCGAGGUUGAAUGUGAUGAUGAACACGAUUUCCUGAAGGGGAAUAAGUCUCAUUCAUUCACGGUGAAUGUUUCCUUUUCAUUGUGAGUCGGACCGAGCAGGACCACCGACUAACGGGACGUCCCAGGAAUAAGAUACAAAAUGUGUUUUAGGGUCAAUUUUCUCCUAAAAAUGACAAGUUUGAAAUUGAAGGAGCAAAAGAAAACACUGUUAAACCAUGAAAGGAAGGUGAUCGAUGUGUUUAAAACAUUACGUUUGCAGAAGGAGUCGAUUCGUGGAAGUUCGUGUAUUUCCCUUUAUAUAUGUAUGAAAGUGAAAGAGUAAGAGUUUUACACUGAGUAUAUUAUACUGUAUUGUCCAGUGGCAAAAUGUCCACCAUGCACCUCCGACUUCCCUCAGCUAACGUUCAACAGCCUCAAAGAAGAAGACGAACGGCUUUAAACCAAAUGGAGAAAAACUCCAUCUGAAGUGACAAGUACCUCUUUUUAAAGGAUCCAGCUUUACUCUUUCCCCUCCGAGUCCUCGCCAUCCGAUCCGUGAAGACGAAGAGAAGUUCACAACUCAUUUAACCGGGUUUGGAUAUUUGUUUUCAUCUUCAGGCUGAUUGUUUUGGCUUCGCAGUGUUGUCUCAAACAUUCAGUGCGCUUCAUCUACUGUCACGGAAACACAGAAUCAAACUGUCAGCAUACAUUCUCAGGGAUUUCUAAGAAAAGAAGAAAGAAAAGCAAACGAAAAGAGAGAACAAAAGCAUUUUAUUGUCCCGUGUAUAUAUGAAAGUAUAUGUCUGAGUAUUGGAAAAAAAAAUGUAUAUGUUAACUAAUUUAUGAAAGAAUAUUCUAUGUAAGGCACAAUACUUGAAGCUGCAGUACUUUUUGAUUUUUGAAACAGACAAAAAAAAAAAAACAUAUCAGAAUGACUUCAAAAAGGUUCGCCUUGCAUCGCACCAGGGGCCAAUUCCAAACAGAAGAGCAUGUUUGGCUCUGCAGACAUGUAAUGAACUGUAGAAACCGAGACAGGAAGUGGACGUGCACAGUGUGUCUUCUCUGGAACAGAGACGCGUAUUGAGGAUCGGAGGAGUCGAGAGAAAGAGACGACUGUCGAGGCAAAGCGGCGGAGAAAUACAGCUGCGAUGUAUUCGAGAGGGAUCUGCCUCCCUGUCUCCUCCUGCAGUGAUCCAGUCACAUGUUCUGUGUCUUCUGACAUCCCAACUGUGCAGGACGAAAGUUGCUCUUUAACGUCGGUCUUGACUUUUCCAUUUUUUAUUUUUCUCUGAACCUUUUCUCUAGAGUCUCUCACACAAGAACAGCCUUCUUUCUUGCCUUGUCUUAAUGCUUUAAAAUAACCAAAUGGGAGUUCUAACUACCAAACGUUUCUCAUACGCCAACACACCUUUGGUUACAACCUUUCUUUUGUAUCGUUCAUUGUUUUGAACUGAACUGUGUUCUGUGCUUAAAGCUCAACUUCAUCUGUUUUUCAGUGUCGUCUCUUGUUAGAAGCUCUUUGUUUGGAGAUAUGCUCCCGUUUUAUUUAUUACGUUAGUAAACGAUUGUACAACCGUGUCGACAUGCUCAUGAAGUUGAAACUAAGAUUUGAUACACUGAUCGAUUUAUUUAUGUAACUAAAAUCACUGUUUUAUAAACUUGUUAAUGAAUCAACAUUUUGUUUUAAUUAAAUUCGGGGUUUUUUUCAGAGGACUAAGUCUUUGUGUUCUUAAUUAUAUACACUGAGGAUUUUAGAUGAUAAAGUACAUUAAGAGUCAUAAAGAAACAAUAGAAUACUACUACGUCCACAUGGUCUGAGUAGAGGACUUGAGUCGGGUUUCGAAUGCAGGACUUUUACUUGUAGUGGAGUAUUUUCACAAGUACUUUUACUGAGGUAAAGGAUCUGAAUACUUCUGGUCUACUCACCAGAUUCUAAUCAACCAUCAAAGAGUUUCAUCAACACCAGUCGUGGUCACGUACACAUCUGUCCAGCAGCAGGAUGUGGACACAGAUGUUUAUCUAAAGCGGAGUUUGGUUCUGAGGGUGAACCGUCUCACAGAUUAAUGUCCUCAAAGAGGAAGUCAUCAUUCCUCUUAGUGCUGCUUUUACUUCCUGCAAAAGAUAAUUUAGGAAUUUUAAGCUUUCCUGAUCCCACUUCCUGUCUGUUGCAAGGGGCCCGUUAUGGACAGGAAGCUCAUACAGAAAGGACGUUUUGUUGAGGAAACAAAAGGAGCAUUAAAUGAUGGAAAUACGGUUCAAACUGCAGACUUUAAUCGACUACAUUAGUGACACGUCAUCUGAUUCACACUAGUAUUUCUACACAUCUGUCUGUCUUUCUUUUGUUGUGAAUGUUUUAACUGUUAAAUUAAAAUGAGUGAACUGCAGCCAUGAAGAUGGACUGAACCAAUAUCAAGAUUUAUAUACAUAUGUAUUCUAUCCUUCUAUCCAUUUAAAACAAAGCUCUGGAAUAUUAUCAUUGAAUCUGUGUAUUUUAACUGGUAUCUAGUAAGGGCAGAUGUACUCUUACAUGUACUAUACUUUGCUGCUACUAAUCAUAACACACACCAUGUACUUCGCUAUAAGUACUGAUAAUAUACUUCUUAUUAUAUAUAUACAUAUGUACUUAAUAUAUGUCUGUCCUGCUGCUGCAACACCUACAUAUCUGCACUGAGGUUAAAAUAGUUUUAUCUUCUUAAAGAACUAUCUCGAGAUACAAGACGUGAUUUUCUUUUGAUCAAGACUUGAAUAUUUAAGCUACGGCAAAAUCUGAAUCAUCACACACCGGGGGGGCAUAAAUAAAUAUUUUCCAACAUGCUUAAAUAUUAUGUUAUUGCAACACAAAUUCCCAGCACAAUGUUUACGGACGAGAGGUUCUUCUGAGCUCUCAGUCUGUUUCUUGCAGCUCAAGCAGCAGGUGAUCUUGUGAUUCACAUCUAAAGGAGCCGACGUCUCACCGGCAUCAUUCCGUCACUCACACACGUAUCAUGCUCAAUCUCUGUGCACUUAAUCCCACAUGCCAGCACUACUUCAGGCUUUUUCUUUGGGACCACACGGGCACAACGAGCCGGUUUCUACGUCAAUCAGAAGAUAUCCUGUAACCAGACAGCAGCUUAUUUCUGUGACUCCAUCUGUGUAACAGGCAGAUAAAUGUUAUCACCUUCCAUCACACAUGAGCAGCAGCGGUCCGGCCUGUUAUUCCACUCCUGCUGCCACAUCCACUCCGUUUAUCUAUUAUGGGAACUGCAGAGGUGGUUUGUCACAGGAUAUCAGAUGUCAGAUGAAUUAUCAGGCAGUUGACGUCAUUUUAACGCUAUGUUAGCAUUGUGUUUAGCACUAGUAUUU
Molecule: messenger RNA, 7312 nt
Organism: Anarrhichthys ocellatus (wolf-eel)
Lineage: Eukaryota; Metazoa; Chordata; Actinopteri; Perciformes; Anarhichadidae
Product: zinc finger SWIM domain-containing protein 6-like
Exons: 14
Coding region: 453-3893 (1146 amino acids)
Cellular component (GO): Cul2-RING ubiquitin ligase complex
Source: RefSeq, a predicted model, not a curated record